AUGUCCUGUAAACCAGCCGGUUUACAAUCCCUCGAAUCCCCACCGCCACCGUAUUCGCCGUUCUUCUCGCCUUCGAUCGGAUUUUCCGUGCCUCAGUCACGUAGGCCAAAAAAAAUGCGUGGGGCCUCGACGUUUCUUCCGAUCGUACGAGGUCUGCUGGCUCACAACCUGCCAGCAAGCACUAGAUCCUGUGCUCUCGUUGGUCAGGUUGUGGACAGAGGUAAGCCACCGCCUGUCAGCAUCAGAUCCUAUCUUUUCAUUGGUCAGCACCAGAACCGGCCCUCUUCGCGAGAGAUACGCGUUCGACCUUCGAGCCGUCGUCCGUUUGUCAGCUGGCCAGCAGGUGUACGUGUUUACGCUGCCACUUCCCCAUUAGUCAAUCUUCCCAUCGUAUCGUCAGCCAGAACCAUGCCACGCUUCAAUAAACAUACCCCGGCCCCUAGGGCCUCUAAUCCGUACCCUCUCCGUUCGCGGAUGAGUCUCCCUGAGCCAUCCAGUCCCUUAGAAAGGGGUCGGGUGCUGGGUUCGCCCAUACAAUUGGACUCUCGGGAGUCCUCUCGACCUCCGAUUCUGAAUGCGUCGCCGAUCGCGCCGCCGUCGUUGGUCAGAGGCCAGGCAGCUGGUUCCCCCAUCGAGAUCGACUCUCAAGGGUCUGCCCCGCGCCGGUUGGCCGAUCCGAGCAUGAUCGCGCGGCCGGUUUCUCCCAAAGCCACCCGGGCCUCUAGAGCUGCUCGGGUGCCUCCAGGGUUGGUGGGGCUUCUUCCUCAAGAUCAAGGUGGAGCCUCACCGCCUUAUCAGCACUGUCCUACCCCCUUGCUUGAUCCAAAUCCGCCGUUCCCACCUCAGUCCACUCCCGAGUGGCGUCGUCCGGCUUCGAACAGCCGAGGGUCCUCGAAUUCUCCGGUGGUUCGCCGUCCUUUCGAGGUCGCUGAAUCGUCGUUGCAUCAUUUAUCGUCGCUUCUGAGCUCCAACCGAGCCGUUAUUGAGGAGCCGUGGACACUCCCGCCAGCUCCUCGUCCACGAAACCUUAGUACUCCCAGCGAUAUCCGGUCCGCUGUCGACGUCGCGCCUCCUACUUCGACUUCCGCCUCUCAAGAAGAGUCGGCAACCGCAGAUGAAGAUGAGUUAGAAUCUUCAUCCAGUCAGCACACCACCUCCAGCAAUCACACCGCCUCCAGUAAUCAGUCCUAUCCGUUCGCCCGUCAACACCGUGUCGCCUCGCCCGAUCCUCCUGGGUUCUACGAUGUCGAUGAGUUCCAUCUCCUAAGGGACCAUCAGAUCGAUUCCCUCCUUAGUCGUCGAGCGGAUCCUGCAAGGUUUGACCGCUAUGCGUUCUGUCCUCGAGAGUUUACUGCGUUUUAUCAGUCAGCAGCCAGUGGGUUUGUUGCCUACUGCAAUGCGGAGCGUCCUUCGUGUCCCCGCGAUCAAGCUCACCGAGUGAGCCACUUUAAGUUCCUUAAUCGAAGUUACAUGUCGCUUAGGCGCCACUUCCGUCACUUGGACUGA
Puccinia graminis f. sp. tritici CRL 75-36-700-3 is the source of this 1506-nucleotide messenger RNA. RefSeq lists its product as uncharacterized. The coding region runs from base 1 to 1506 and encodes 501 amino acids. The transcript is spliced from 7 exons. The record is from RefSeq and is a predicted model, not a curated record. Lineage: Eukaryota; Fungi; Basidiomycota; Pucciniomycetes; Pucciniales; Pucciniaceae.